AUGUGGGUAUGUCAUGUGUAUCAACAGCUUAUCAGUGUACAAUCAUUCAAUUUCACAAUUUCACAGGUCUAUUACAUGACUUAUGACCUUCAACGGGAAUAUGACACCAUAAAUCCUCAGACAUACUCUGAUGUUAUGGUGUUAUCUGGCAAAACAAGGCCCUGA
Molecule: messenger RNA, 165 nt
Organism: Suillus subaureus
Lineage: Eukaryota; Fungi; Basidiomycota; Agaricomycetes; Boletales; Suillaceae
Exons: 1
Coding region: 1-165 (54 amino acids)
Source: RefSeq, a predicted model, not a curated record